This is a messenger RNA of Penicillium samsonianum, 1302 nucleotides long. Its product is annotated as DUF890 domain protein. The coding region runs from base 1 to 1302 and encodes 433 amino acids. Gene Ontology annotation, biological process: rRNA base methylation. NCBI's taxonomy places the organism in Eukaryota, Fungi, Ascomycota, Eurotiomycetes, Eurotiales, Aspergillaceae. Gene Ontology annotation, molecular function: 23S rRNA (adenine(1618)-N(6))-methyltransferase activity. The record is from RefSeq and is a predicted model, not a curated record. Gene Ontology annotation, cellular component: nucleus. The transcript has 10 exons.
AUGGAAUCUGCCCGAAGUCUCUACAAAAAUGACAUCGAUUUUGCAGCCUUGGCGCUGCAAUCGCGCGACUUCGCCAAGCACUUGAAAUCAAACGGCCAACUGGACUUUACAGAUCCCGCCGCCGUCCGACAACUCACCACCACCCUCCUGCAACAAGAUUUUCACCUGAAAGUUGAGAUCCCCGAGGAUCGACUAUGUCCACCGGUACCAAAUAGACUCAACUACAUCCUCUGGCUGCAGGACCUCCUUGACUCCACCGCUGGAGGGUUGCAUGAGGGGUAUGACCGAGACCGGGAGAUCGUCGGCCUCGACAUCGGAACGGGGUGCAUCGGCAUAUACCCCCUUUUGGGCUGUGCGACACGGCCGCGGUGGAACUUCGUGGCAACAGACAUCGACUCGAACAAUAUCCGCACAUCCCGACAUAAUGUGGCCCUGAACAGCCUCGAAUCGCGAAUUCAUAUCGUACAUUCCGACCCCAACGGACCGCUCUUCCCGCUAGAAAAGCUAGGCCGCCAAACCCUCGACUUCACCAUGUGCAACCCACCCUUUUACACCUCGGCCAAUGAGCUGAAGCAAUCCGCUGAGCAGAAAGAACGAGAGCCCUUCUCGACCUGCACCGGCGCCGAAGUCGAAAUGGUGACCCGCGGCGGAGAAGUCGCUUUCGUGAAGCAAAUGAUCGACGAGAGUCUCCAGCUGCGCGACCGCGUCCAAUGGUACACAUCCAUGCUCGGCAAAUUGAGCAGUAUCAACGUACUCGUAGAAAUGCUGAUCAAGCACGGCAUCACCAAUUUCGCAGUCACCGAGUUCGAGCAGGGAAGCAAAACGAAGCGCUGGGCCGUGGCCUGGUCAUGGGUAGACAGACGGCCUGCCAUGAAUAUUGCCCGUGGAAUCCCCGGCUGCCCGAAGAGUCUUUUGCCUUUCCCUGCAGAUUACACAUUCACGUUACCACCUGGCACGUCUAUUGACAUAGCCACUGCUAAUAUCAAUGCAGAACUUAGCUCGUUGCCUUGGUUCUGGGCCUGGGAUCAGACCCGUUCUGCGGGGACGGGAUUCGCUGCUGAGAAUGUGUGGUCGAGAUUCGCCCGCCGGAAGAUGAAACUUGCCGGUGAGGAGGGUGCGGAUAAAUUGAAGAUGAUCCCGGCCCAGGUAGCGCUGGGAGUACGUCUGCAGAUAUGGCUGGUCCGGGGGCAGAAACCGGACGAGAAAGAGGUGAAGGUCUUAGUCCGCUGGGCGCAGGGGACAGACACCGUCUUGUUCGAGAGCUUUUGCGGGAUGGUGAAGAGGAAGUUGGAAUCAAAAUGA